Molecule: messenger RNA, 2363 nt
Organism: Rotaria sp. Silwood2
Lineage: Eukaryota; Metazoa; Rotifera; Eurotatoria; Philodinida; Philodinidae
Source: the annotation of a GenBank genome assembly
UCUGUCGUCUUGUUCUUUUUACAGACGGCGGUAUCUGCACCCCUUCCGUCAAACGCUCCUCCUUUAUCCGGACUUGCGACCGGCACAGAAGCCGCUGGAUUGCGGUCUCUAUGGUGGAGUUGAUUGUAAAGUAAUAAAGCGAUAACAAGCAAGCAAUGCUAACUUGAAGAUUGUUUUUUUUUAUACAACAACUUUCUGUUGUAUUUUAUAAUAAUGCAACACUUGAUAUUUAGAUAUUGACAUAUCACAGGCUAUGCUUCUGUUGCUGACCAUAAGCGUAAUCAUCUUACUACUUCUAUAUGUCAAACGAAAAUAUUUUACUCUACGUGGUUCUAUACCAGGCCUAGCACCACAUUUUCUCUUCGGAAAUCUUAUUCAAUCCGGUAUGUUGUGGGUGUGGGUGUGUGGGUGUGGGUGUGAGGUGUGGGUGUGGGUGUGGGUGUGGGUGUGGAUGUGUGGGUGGGUGUGAGUGUGGGUGUGAGUAGGAGUCUUCCUUUAGUCAUACCCACACCCACAUCUUAAGAUAGGUGUGAGCCUUCUUUGCACGCACACGCACACCCACACUUACACACAUCUCCACACACAUACCCACACCCACACCCCACACCCACCCACAUCCACACCCACACCCACGCCCACACCCACCCACACCCCACACCCUUCGAGAUACAAACAACUACAUGAGUUAUUGCGACAUUAUUUUGAAUACCUCGAUAUAAAUACUUUAAAAUGACUGAAGUUUUUAUAAGUUAAUUCUAUUCUGGAUGUACAACGUUUAUCUUUUUUUUUUCAUAAUUACAUUUGUUACAACUAAGUUGAUCACAGUACGUAACUGUAAUAAAUUUAUAUACAUUAACAUCAUCAAACUGUACUGCAGUCGAAAAUGGAGAGACGAAGCGUCAACAAUAAUAUGUGGAAAAUAUGAUUUCUCUUAAUUGUAUGAUGAUACUUCUUCAAGUGAGAUGAAUAAUAUCAUAAAGAUCUUUUACAAAUAAUGCAUUGUAUGCUUCAUCGUCAAAUUCCUUUCGAUCAUCUAUGUUCGUGAUUUUCGCUUCGAUGAUCAUUCUGUACGCUCACUAUAUAUACUGCAGGUAUCAAUUCAGAAUAUCGUCAAUAACUACAGUCAUCGAAGUGACGAUCGUUUAAAAGAGACAUCGUCGAAAUGUAAAUUAUCAAAUUUCAGCAAUGUGACUAUCAGCGACGAGUAUACUGACCGAAAUAAGAUGUCAAUUUUGUAUUAUACCAUACUUCUAUACUGCUAAUGCAUAUUCAAAAAUUUUAGAUAACUAAAUAUGUUUGUCGCAAUAAUAUUAUUCCUCUCGCUUCACUACAUUGAUUGUCAGUCAAAAUCUUAAACAAUUCCACUUGAUUUGAAUGGAAUUUUACAUCAAUUUCGUAAUUAUUAUUUUCAACAACAAUAUAAAUUGCCGAGUCUUGAUAAUUUACCAUAUAUCAAUUUUAAACCUGAAGAAUUACUUAAAAAUACAUUGUUGUCAAGUAAUAAAAGUAGUACAUAUGAGCAUGACAUUGAACUGUUAAUUAAAGCUGCAUUUCAUCAAGAAUUAUGGCCACUCAAAAUAUUCGAUUCAUGGGGCAAGCCUUUACCAUCUGGCUUAUUCAAAAGCAAUGUUUUUUGGACUGGUAACUAUGAUGAAUGUAUCAAAUCAUUAUAUCAAUACAAUAACAAAUCAUUUCUAAAACAACCUUUCAAUACUCAAUAUUGUAAUUAUGCACCUGCGUAUCCUAUUCAACAAGGAUUUGAAUCAGAAGAAUGUCGUAAUCAUUAUUGGUGGAUAGUCUUUUUUUAUAUUGAUAAUUUGAUUAAGCCAGAAAGUAUAUGUUUGAAUGUUUCAUGGUAUCUUUUCUAUGAUAUGCAAUUCCAUUGGAUUGCUCCACUCGCACUUAUGCCAUUUGUAUUAGGACGAAAGAAAAUAGCAUAUAUUAUUGCUAGUAUGCAUAUUUUUAUUCAUAUUGGUUCAACUUUAGGCCUUCUUCUUCACUAUCCUAAUCUCAAUCCAAAUAAUGUACGUAAUGCUCUUCAACAAUCUGCCAGUGCUAAUGAAUCGACCUCUUUUAGUGUUAUCUAUGUUAUUCGAUGGUGCCGGAUCCCAGCUUAUGCCAUACGACUUCUUACUGGUUUUGUUGUAAUUAAUACAGAUUCUACAUACUACAUAAAUAGGAAUAUUAAAAAGAUAGGAAGUUUUCUGGCGACAUUAAGUUUCUUGGUUUGUAUAUUUUCAAUGUACGGUGAUUACAUUUCAGUAACUGAUCUCAAUCGAGCAUCGAUUAUUGCUUAUGAAAUCUUCUCUCGUUCUGCUUGGUCUUUAGCUAUUGGAUGGAUUAUAUUUUUAUGUUAUUAUUAA